This is a messenger RNA of Zea mays, 1756 nucleotides long. Its product is annotated as Zinc finger (C3HC4-type RING finger) family protein. The transcript has a single exon. The coding region runs from base 38 to 1543 and encodes 501 amino acids. NCBI's taxonomy places the organism in Eukaryota, Viridiplantae, Streptophyta, Magnoliopsida, Poales, Poaceae. The record is from RefSeq and is a predicted model, not a curated record.
CUUUGCGGUUUCCACUUCCACCAAACAAUCCUCAGCGAUGUCGGCGCCACCGCCGGCUGGCGAGUACCAAGACGACGAGCCGCUGCAGCGUUCGACCGUACCGGCGAAGGCCCCCACAGCCAACGGCGGGCUGGCCCUGAGCACGCAGUGCGAGUUCCCGGCCAUCGCGAGGAGCGCGUCCCGGGACAGAUUCGCGGUGCUCGUGCACGCCAAGGCGCCGUCCGACGUGGCGCGCGCGCCGCUCGACCUCGUCACCGUGCUCGACGUCAGCUCCAGCAUGAAGGGGCAGAAGCUGGAGCUCCUGAAGCAGGCCAUGUGCUUCGUGAUCGACCAGCUCGGUCCAACUGACCGCCUAUCCGUCGUCACCUUCGCCGACGACGCCAGCCGCCUGACCCGCCUCAGUCGCAUGUCGGACUCGGGGAAGGCCUGCGCGAAGAUGGCCGUGUUGUCGCUUGGUGUCCUGAAGAAUACCAACAUCGGCCGCGGCCUCCGUGUGGGCGCUCAGGUGCUAGCCGGUCGCCGGGAGAAGAACGUCGUCGCCGGGAUGAUUCUUCUCUCGGACGGUCAAGACACCUCCGGCUUCUGGCCGACCGUCGGGCCCGACGGCACCAAGAGCUACGCAGCCCUUGUGCCGCCCUCGUCCGCGCCGAUCCACACUUUCGGGUUCGGCACCAACCACGACGCCGCCGCGAUGCACGCUGUCGCGGAGGCCACGGGCGGCACCUUCUCCUUCGUCGGCAACGAGGCGGCGAUCCAGAGCUCGUUCGCGCGCUGCGUCGGCGGGCUCCUCUCGGUGGCCGUGCAGGAGGCGCGCGUCGCCGUCACGUGCCUGCACCGGGGCGUCUGGAUCCAGGAGGUCAAGUCGGGCGCCUACGUCAGCCACUUGGGCGCCGACGGCAUCGCUGCCACCAUCGACGUCGGCGAGCUCUACGAAGCAGAGGAAAGGCGGUUCCUGGUGCUCGUGUACGUGCCGAUGGUCCGGUCGACGGAGGAGGUCACCCGCCUCGUCAAGGCGAGGUGCACCUACCGAGAGGCCGCGACGGGCCUGGCGCGCCACGUCGCCGCGCGCGCAGCCGUGGUGCAGAGGCCGCUGGAGCUGGCGACGCUGCCCGCUCCGUCCGUGGACGUGGAGCGGGAGCGCGUCCGCCUCGCGGCGACCGAGGGCAUCGCGGCCGCUCGGGUAGCCGCUGACGGCGGGCAGAACGCCGGCGCCGCACGGAUCCUCGAGUCCCGGCUCAAGGCCGUGGAACAGUCGGCGCCGGGGGACCCCACGUGCGAGGCGAUCAAGGAGGAGCUGCGCGACCUCAGCGCCCGCGUCGGCGACCGGGCGGAGUACCAGAAGACGGGGCGCGCGUGUCUGCUGGUCGGCAUGAGCUCGCACGCGCAGCAGCGCGCCUCGGGGAUGGACGUGGAGGCGACGAGCAAGGCUAGCGCGUACCUGACUCCCAAGAUGGAGGAGAUGGUGGAUCUCUCGCGUGAGACUGGGAGCAGCGGGAAGCAGGAGCAGCCAGUCAAACAGGCCAAGGUAGAAGAAGAAGUGUAAGGGACGAUCUCGUUCGUUUCGAAUUCUGGUCGAGCUAAUUAAUCCAAUUUAGCUCAAGUCUUCAACUAUCUAUGUAUGCGUAGGGCUUUCAGUUUGAUCUACCCCAAGUCUGCAGCUCGUUGCUGAUGUCGUUUUUAUAAACUUGGCAUGUCGUCAUGUUAUCGUAUCAUAUCAUCAUCACCACCAUCAAGAGAAGUAAUGCUCAUAUGAUCA